UGAGCAGCCUGCUGCAGCUGCUGGUCGAGUGGAGUCUCCGAGUGGAGGUUGAUCUGUGUCUCUCCGUCUCCCUGCGAAAGGUGGCCUCAAGGUGAACGAGAUGGCCUGGUGGAAAGCUUGGGUUGAACAGGAGGGCGUCACGGUGAAGGGCAGCUCCCACUUCAACCCAGACCCUGACGCGGAGACCCUCUACAAAGCCAUGAAGGGGAUCGGGACCAAUGAGCAGGCCAUCACCGAUGUGCUCACCAGGAGAAGCAACAUGCAGAGGCAGCAGAUCGCCAAGUCCUUCAAGGCUCAGUUUGGCAAGGAUCUCACCGAGACCUUGAAGUCAGAGCUGAGUGGCAAGUUUGAGAGGCUCAUUGUGGCCCUCAUGUACCCACCACACAGAUAUGAGGCCAAGGAGCUGCACGAUGCCAUGAAGGGCUUAGGAACCAAAGAGGGCGUCAUCAUUGAGAUCCUGGCCUCUCGGACCAAGACCCAGCUACAGGAGAUAAUGAAGGCGUAUGAGGAGGACUACGGGUCCAGCCUGGAGGAGGACAUCCAAGCAGACACCAGCGGCUACCUGGAGAGGAUCCUGGUGUGCCUUCUGCAGGGCAGCAGGGAUGACGUGAGUGGCUUUGUGGACCCAGGACAGGCUCUCCAAGAUGCACAGGAUCUGUAUGCGGCGGGCGAGAAGAUCCGUGGGACUGACGAGAUGAAAUUCAUCACCAUCCUGUGCACUCGCAGUGCCACUCACCUGCUGAGAGUGUUUGAGGAAUACGAGAAAAUCGCCAGCAAGAGCAUUGAGGACAGCAUCAAGAGUGAGACCCACGGCUCGCUGGAGGAGGCCAUGCUCACCGUGGUGAAAUGCACCCGGAACCUCCACAGCUACUUUGCAGAGAGACUCUACUACGCCAUGAAGGGAGCAGGGACACGGGAUGGGACCCUGAUAAGGAACAUCGUUUCAAGGAGUGAGAUUGACUUAAACCUCAUCAAGUGUCAGUUCAAGAAGAUGUACGGCCAGACCCUCAGCAGCAUGAUCAUGGGAGACACCAGUGGUGACUACAAGAACGCCCUGCUCAGCCUGGUGGGCAGCGACCCCUGAGGCACAGAAGAACAAGAGCUACAUGCGGCCAAGAAGCCAGAGCCUCCAGGCCCUGCCUGCUGGACCUUGGCCGUGAACGGGGUUGGGCAGGGGGACCACAGCCAGCCUUUCAGCCUUCUAUCUCCCAGUUUCCAGGGUUUUCCUGCACUGUUUCUGACCCAGAGGAGGGACCAGCCUGGGGCUUCUCUUUCCACCUUCCUCCCAGGUCAUUUCCAGGUGUGAGCACAACGCCAACUGGUGUUCCUCUGGCUGGACAGUUACCUUAGCAUGAAGGGGCCUGCAGGGGCUUGUGGGUCAUUUUUCCCUCCCUAGACAGGUGCUUCCUGAGCUUGACUGGUCACAGCAUCCCCUGGGCACAGGCUGUGCAGAUAGCCUGGCCCUGCCCCCUCUGCUGACACAGGUCUCAGCACGUGCUUCUCUGUCAGUAGCCAGUCACAGGCUGUGAGACACCCUUUGCUUUAGAGCACACACACAUGCGUGGGCAGCUGAGAAAGGACACAUGUAUCCAUCCCAACCAGGAUGCCAUUAACCUUCACUCACAGCCACCAGCCUCAUCUAAAAAUUCUAGGCUCUGGAUGGAAGAAAAAUUCUCUCACUAUCCUAAUAACGGAGUAAGCUGAAAGUCCCCGUCCUGACCUAAGGACACUGUGUCCCAGGAGGCUCGGGCUUCCCCAGGCACUGAGCAGCUCAGCUGCCCUUGCCCUCUGAGGCAGCGUGCAGCACAGGGGGCGCAACAAGGACGGGUACCUGGAGACGCUGAGGUGCCUUUGCUGUGGUUUUCUAAAUAAUAAAGAUUUGUGCUUAGAUCAAA
Messenger RNA from Lemur catta (Ring-tailed lemur), 1895 nucleotides. RefSeq names its product annexin A8. Gene Ontology annotation, molecular function: calcium-dependent phospholipid binding; calcium ion binding. The coding region runs from base 101 to 1084 and encodes 327 amino acids. Gene Ontology annotation, cellular component: cytoplasm. Gene Ontology annotation, biological process: endosomal transport; negative regulation of serine-type endopeptidase activity; endosome organization. The record is from RefSeq and is a predicted model, not a curated record. The transcript has 12 exons. Lineage: Eukaryota; Metazoa; Chordata; Mammalia; Primates; Lemuridae.